Molecule: messenger RNA, 2692 nt
Organism: Gossypium arboreum
Lineage: Eukaryota; Viridiplantae; Streptophyta; Magnoliopsida; Malvales; Malvaceae
Exons: 10
Coding region: 827-2461 (544 amino acids)
Source: RefSeq, a predicted model, not a curated record
ACUAAAGAAAAACCAGGCAAGAUGCCUUUGAAAAAAAACAGCUCGGCUUCAUCGAAGUCACCACCAGCAUUUGGUUUAAUGAUAAAUGAGUGGUUCUGUACCUCAAAGAGCGGCGUUGGAAUCCUCUUUUAUUUUUGAAUAUUAUAUAUAUAUAUAUAACAGGCUAAAAACUAAGACCAUUGCCGCCAUUUAAGGUAGGGGGCCUCUACAAUGGUGGAGCCCCUGCAAGUCUGCGAACUUGGCUAGGUGCUCGUGAAUUCAAUAAAAUCAUAAAACCAUUUUAGAGGAAAAAGGAAAAGGACCAAACUUUUGAAAGCACGAGAAAUUUACAGUAAAAAAGAGCAAAAAGAAAAACCCUGUCCCGUGCUCUGGAUAUAGUUGGCUAAGCUGGCAAUUUUUUCUUCUGCAAACUUUGAACGGUUGCCACUUUGUAUUCAAAAGAUCACUCAAUACAGAAAAAAGAAACACACACACACACCCAAAGUUGAUCUCUGUAUUCAAUCUAUGACUGUGUAUGGCAGAGCUCCAAAAACAAAUCACUUCCUUCGAAAAGAAUUCACCUUUUCUUUUUUACCAUAGCCUUUUUGUAUAUAAUAAGUUAACCUACUGAUGAAAAUAUAAACUAAAAAUCCUCGUUUGUCUCCAAUCUCUGAUUCCCAUUUGCCUCCUCUCUCUCUUACUUUUAUUUUUUUUCCCUUAUUUGAUUCCUCUUUUUUAACAUUCAGGAUUCCUUCUUUUGACUCGCCUAUUUCAAGUUUUCUUUCCUUGGGUUCAUUUAAAUUCGUUUGUUUUGAAAAUUUUGAAGUGAAAGAAAGGAAAAAAAAACAUGGGUGGUGUUAACAAGGUGGAAGUGAUAAACAGCAAAGGUUGUUCAAAGUUGUUUGUUGGGUUCUCAUCUUCGGUGCCAUCAUUUAGAAGUUUCCAAUCGUUUGAACCAAUGUCCCCUGCUUCUACCUCUCUUGGUUCUGAACCGGUUCGAUCCACUGGUCCAUUUUCCGGUCUUGUUAUAUGCGUAACUGGCUUGUCCAAAGAAGCAAGGAAACAAGUAAUGGAGGCUACAGAGAGAUUAGGUGGUCAAUACAGUACCAGUUUACAUCCUCAAUGCACCCAUUUGGUGGUCCAGAGUGUUACUGGACGUAAGUUCGAUCACGCUGUAAAACAUGGAUCGAGAAAUGGUCUAUUCCUUGUUAAACUUGGAUGGUUUGUGGAUAGUGUCAAGAGGAAUGUAAGGUUAAGUGAAUCACUCUACACUGUGAAGGGUGCUGAAGAACAUGCCGCAUGUGUAGAUGAGUUGAAUCGGCUUGCUGGGUCUACUGCUUCUGAAAGCUCAUGUCUUCCUGCCGGUUUUCAUGAAGCAAAGAAACUAGACAUGAUAGGAAAGGCAAAUGUACGGUAUUCUGGAAGAGUCCUCAAUAGAAGUAUGGACUCAGUGUUAUCUGGUCAUACAAUAUACAUCGAUUCUGAUAUUUCAGUUGAACUACGUAAUAAGAUUCUCGAGGCAGCAUCAGAAGAAGGGGCCAUGGCAGUAGAUGGUUGGUUUGUUGGUUGCAGUGCAAGUCAUGUAGUGUGUGAAGGAAACUCUGUACAUCGAUAUAUUGGCAACUCGAACAACAUAGUUACACCAUUAUGGGUCCUGAAAACAGCCGAGGAUAGAAAUUUGCAAAGACUUGUUCACAUGUCUGCUGAUUUGGCCAGGCAAAUUGGGAUACUGCUCGAAAAAUCUCAGAAAGGCAUUGUAGGAGAGGAAAAUAAUGUGGCUAGUUCAACAAUAUCUACUCGGAGCGUUAGAGGGAAUGCAAGUCAUGAAGAGAGGCAACAAAUUGUACAUUUGGCUAAAACGGGGGUUAGAAAUCAUCGCAGUCUCCGUAUGCAGACUUGUCAAAACCCUUUCCGUCCAAUAAGCCCAACCAUUCUUCUGGAGACGGUUUGCUGGUCGAUAUCAGAGCCAACUUCGACUGCCUCUAUUUUUACAGACACUGUUAGCGGCGAAGAUGCUAGUGAGCAUCAGUCUGUAUUCUUUGAUGCAAAUGGUGAUGGCAAGGAUUCUGAGACCUCAUUUACUAACAUAACCCGGUCACUUACAGAAAGUGAGAAAAAUGAGUUGAUAUUCAAGAACCAUUUUCUUACCAUACUAUUUCCAGUUGAUCGAUUUUCUGAAAUGGGGCCUUCAUCACGGACAUAUUUCAGCAAUAAUGGCUUUACAUGUCUGCAGAUUUUGGAUUAUAUAUAUGCUUUUUAUCAGGAGAACAUGUCAGUCCAUGAAAUAGAGGCCGCUAUUCACACAGACUCAAGGCAUGCUGACAGGCUUCGAUCAGCAUACUGUAGCAAAGAGACAAUAGAACAUGGAUAUACGGUUUUCAAACGAAUAGAUUUCCUAGGAAGUCGUAAAAGCUUUGAAAUGUUGAAGCGUGUUAGCGGAGAUAAUAACAGUAAUGUAUAUGAACUCUUGAUUAGAGCCUAAACAUGCCAUUUGCAUUAGAUGCCUUCAUAUACCAAUACCGAAGAUGGUUUCGAAUCUUCAGUUAGCAGCAUCAACAUUUCAACGAAAAAAAAUAGUUACACAUCGUAUUAUGACAUGAUCCUUGUUUAGUUAUAGUGUGUCCGGUGUGAAAGGAAGAGUGAAUGAGCGAACUUAAACUUUGUUUUUCAUAGCUCUAUAUUUAACAUGAUGAAGAUCAGCUUCGUCCUAAAA